Messenger RNA from Paramuricea clavata, 3273 nucleotides. Lineage: Eukaryota; Metazoa; Cnidaria; Anthozoa; Malacalcyonacea; Plexauridae. The record is from the annotation of a GenBank genome assembly.
AUGUCUUGUCUGGACGAAACACACCCGUGUAAGUGUAUUGCUGGCAAUAAAUGAAAAGUUAGAAUAAUGAGUUAGGCAGUUACUUUACCUUACCAAACAUUGAUCAGGACAAGUUGUUAUCCAGUGUAGGUUAUGCAUGUUGUAUACCCAAAUUAUCAAUUACUUUAUUCUUCAACUUUUUAGAUGUUUCGUUCAACAUUGCAACGAACUGGACUGUACAGAGACAGUCAAACUAUGGAUUUUCAAGUGUCGCAUGUGACCAAACUAUAGAACAAACGCUAAAUCGCGACUCUAAAGUGAAAGGUGGGCUAGUAGGCAUUACUCUUAACCGUGGGGCUAUGCAUCGAUGGAUACUAGGACAAGCAGAACGAGCAGCAAUCAUGCGUCAAUGUGAAUUGAUGGCAAAUGUAUCUGAUAUCCCCAGGUGAAUAUAAUGCAUGAACAUAAAAAAAUGUACAAUAUAUUAUGCAUUCAUACGAACAGAGAAUGAAUAAAUUAAACUUGCAUGUUCAUUCACAUUUCAGAGAUAGAAAGGACUUGGACAAGACAAGGAUAAAAUCUGACAAAGAUGCAGUAGUAGAAGUUAUUCACACAAUCGACGCUUUUGUUAAUCCCUUUGAAAAUGAUCAUACCGAACUCGUCCAUCUCGCAAGUGGAAAAGUAGCCACAAAUGCUGUUGCAUCAGACAUGACAAACAUGUUCGAAAGAGGCGAAAAAGCUGCCUUGGAUUUCAUGAACACGAAAGUUCUAUGUAGCAAGCCUGAUAUAUACGCUGCAAUUAAGAAAACUAAUCUGAAGACUUUUUCUCAAAUGAGCACAAAGGUGAACAGCAAAAAUAGGAAAGGAGACGUUGUAGCAGUAAAGAAUUCAAAAAAGCUGUUUGCCAAAAUGUUGCUCAUCGCCAGAAGCAGAGACGUAGAUAUGAAAGAGGUUCUUCAAUACUCAUUAAGACCAUUCCCACUUCCUUUGGCUACAUCUGAUGGCAAUCUUGUAAAAACUGCGAAGUCAAAACUAUUACAUCUUAUCGAGAACAGGACUACUGAUCACUUAGUUGAUAGAAUUGAAGGCGAUAAAGUUCUUAUACUGAAUGCUAUGGCAAUACUUCAAACCAUCAAAAUUAUCCCAUCUACAUUUGGUGAGCUUGCCCAUAAACUACUUGUCAUGGUUGUGGAACUAGCCGUGAAGACGAAAGCGAAAAGAGUUGAUUUUGUAUGCGAUCGUUAUCCUGCCCAGAGCAUAAAAGACUUUGAAAGGGCAAUACGUGGUGAAAGAGGGACGCAGCUGAUUAAAAUCUACAGUUCCCUCCAGAAAGUUCCUCGCCAAUGGAAGAAAUUUAUAACGGCUGGAGAAAACAAGGAAGAACUGAUAAAAUUUCUUUUUAAAUCCUGGAGUGAGGAGUGCGAUCCACAGCUGCUGCGAGGUGUAGAAGUUUUUAUCGCACACGAAAGCCAGUGCCAUCAGCUUGUUGCCUUGACAAAUACAAUCGCAUGCCACGAAGUAGAAGAUCUUGCCUGUGACCACGAGGAGGCGGACACGAGAAUGCUCGCUCACGCAAAGAGUGCGUCCGCAGAGUAUUCCAGUAUCAUUAUUAAAAGUCCGGAUACGGACGUAUUUAUCAUAGCCGUAAAUGCUAGCUUGUCAAUUCGUGCUGAUUUAUAUUUCGAGACAGGGACGAAAGAUAAAAGGCGGAUAAUAUCAAUUAGUAAAGUUAAAGAGAAUUUGGGAGAUCUGUGGAGUGCAGCAUUAAUUGGUUUUCAUUCUUUUACAGGUAACACUUUUAAUUUUAAAUUUGCUGCUCAACCAUUUUCCGAAUGAAAAAUUAAUUAAUAUCCUUCUUUAAGGUUGCGAUACCACAAGCGCAUUCUUUGGAAAAGGAAAGUCUUCAGCACCUAAAAUUGCGAUGGAAAGCGAAGAGUACGCUCUGGCAUUUUCAAACCUUGGAAAUGAAUUGGAUGUACCAAGUUCUAUGAAAGCUGUCUUAAAAACGUUUGUGUGCCAUUUGUACGGCGCUGAAAAUCAGAGUGAUUGUAUUAAUUGUAUUAAAACUUUAUUUAGAGACACUAGCCCCGUCAACGGUGCGUUGGUUUCCACGGGGGGCGUCUACAAUGUUAAAAAUUACAAAAGAUAUAAGGGAAAAGAAGACUAUUUACAAAUUGGUGUGACCCCAGAUGUUAUGGUUAGACGGAGUUACAAUUUAUUUCAAAUAUAUAUAGUAUUAGAGUUAAGUUUUAAAUGGCUUUUGAACAGGUGCAUUGAUUCUGCCAGUUUCGUAUCGAUAGAGAGACUAUUCCAUAGCUUAGCCCCACUGUAUUUAAAACUCUUUUUUAGGAAUUCUCUUUUAGGCUUAGGAAGAGCCAAAUCUGUAUGACUAUUUCUAAGAUCAUAAUUUGUUUGCAUAUGAUUGCGUCUUAUCAAGGAUUCUUUCAACGUAGGUCCUACGUAAUCCUUCAAGACUUUAAACAUUAAUAUUGCUUUGUUUGUACGUCGUAUUGUCUCUAAAUUGUCCCAAGCAAGAGAUUGAAGAACAUCAGCAGAUCUAAUCUCAUAACUUGCACCGACAAUGAUUCGGGCUGCGCGAUUUUGAAAUUUUUGGAGUUUAUUUUUCAAAUUUUGAUCACAGACGCCCCAAAUGGGAGAACAAUAAUAAAAAUACGGCUGAAUCAGAGCUCGAUAAAUUGUUUGAAGGGUGGUUAUUGGAACAAAGGGUUUAAUACGUCUCAAAGUACCCAGGCCUGCUCCAACCUUUUUGCAAAUCGCCUGAAUAUGUGAAUUCCAGCUAAGAUUUUCAUCUAAAUCGAGACCAAGACAUGUGAAAGAGUGAACUCUGGGGAUGCGUUGGUUAUUUAACAUCACUGGAUGAUCAAAAGUUGUGGAAUUAAUAUGAUGUUUAGAGCCAAAGAACAUUAUUUUGGUCUUAGUUGGGUGGUGUUGUAAUUUAUUUCUAGAAAGCCAAUCACCGAUUCUACUCAGAUCGUGAUUAAGGUUUUCGGUUAAUUCAAUCAAACUGUUAGAGCUGCAGCAAAUUUGGGUAUCGUCAGCAUAUAAAUAAGUCGUCAGCAUAUAAAUAUAAAUAAUAAUAAUAUCGUCAGCAUAUAAAAUCUCGUUCGUUACUUACUGUUUAAAGGAGGAAAAUUUGACGAGGAAUUAUUACCACCAAACGAGGAUUGCCAGAAUGGUGCCAAUGGAGAUACGGACACAAUUGAGGAUGUUGAUUCUCACGACACAUAUAAUCCAGUUGAUAGCGAUAGCGAUAGCAGUGUAACUGAGUUCUAA